Onthophagus taurus is the source of this 3056-nucleotide messenger RNA. RefSeq names its product integrator complex subunit 8 (gene IntS8). Gene Ontology annotation, molecular function: protein binding. The record is from RefSeq and is a predicted model, not a curated record. Gene Ontology annotation, biological process: snRNA 3'-end processing. Gene Ontology annotation, cellular component: integrator complex. NCBI's taxonomy places the organism in Eukaryota, Metazoa, Arthropoda, Insecta, Coleoptera, Scarabaeidae.
GUCAAAGAAUACAUAACAUAACCUUUAAGUUUCCCAAACAACUUUAAUUUGAGAAAAGAGCAUUUAAUAAUUUUAAAUUUAAUAAUGGAUGUUGAUUUAUUGCGACCGGGGACGGUUCCUAUAAAUCCGGAAACUGUUCUUUGGUUUGAAUUUUUACUUAAUAAGGAACUUUUAUUACAACAUCUUCAAAAACCUAAUCCAGAUCCUUCACCUAUUGAGUUAAUUAAUAAAUUCACAAUCGCCGUUUUUGAAUCGUUUAAAAAUGAAGCUAGGAGAGUUGAAAUGGAAGGUGUCGAAGGAAUUAAUGUUCCACUUAACGAAAACAAUCCUGAUAUUCCUAAUAGGUAUUCGAAAAAAAAUAUAGCAUUGAAAAUAUUAUCACUUAAAGUUGCUGCUUAUAUUAAAUGGAAUAUCGUUUCCUUAAUGGCUCUACCAUUUAAAAUUCAAGUAAGCGUUCUACAAGAUCUUAUAUAUUUCACUCAUAAUCACAUAUCUGUUGAAUUACCAAAUCUAGAAGAACACAAUCCACAUACAAUAUCACCACAACACAAAUUCUCUCUUGUUAUUUAUUAUCGAUGGUUAAUUUGUUUAUCUAUGCGAAGAGUUUUUUGCCAAAUGCCACCACCAAGACCUAAUGGUGAAAUGACAAUGGAAGAAAAUUAUUUUUGUACGGAAGAAAAUAUUCAAAGAUGUAUACAAUUCUUAGUUGAAUCGUUAUCUUGGGAAAAAUCACCACCGAUGUUAAAUUACGAAUGUUUUGUGAUGUUAUCUGAAGAUACAGACGAUAUCGAACACACUUGGGAUCAAGCCGAACAAAUUUCUAAAUACGAAUAUGACGCACAAAUUCAUUAUGAAUUAGGUUGUUUUUUCUUUUACAAAGAAAAUUAUGAUUUGGCUAAAAAUCACUUUAAAAGCGCCAUGGAUUGUUAUCGUUUUGUAAAAACAUCAACUGGUUUUAUGUAUUUUAAUGUUGAAGAAUUACAAGGUUAUUUAAUGGCUUGUCAAGCUUCACCUGAAGAAUCUAAUAAGAAUUUGUUACACUUAUUUAGUAUAUGUGUUGCCAAUCAUUACAUGGGUAUUGUUAAUAUUUUGGUUGAAGAUAAUAAAUAUAGAGAAAUUCCUUUACCCUAUAGAAUCAAUCUUGAACUUGAUAUUCAAAGUGCUUUAUCAAGUGGAAAAUUUACAGUCGCUAGAGAUUUGUUACCAAAAAUUCAUGCUUUAAACACAAUUAGAUGUAUUAUUGACGAAAAAGGAUUACACAAAUACAUGCAUAUCACAGAAAGAAAUCAAGAAUUUUUAAUUUGGGCAGCUGCAGCUGUGUGGGAUUUCUCAAGUGUUUUUGAAAAACAAUCCAUUGCUGCUUAUUUCGCUCAAUUAUCGGUUAGUAAUAAAAUGCCGGAAUUUCUGAAAAAAUUUCGAUCGCAAGAAAUUUUCCGUGAUAUCGCCCAUAAUCCGAUUUUAUUUGAGUUUGAAGAACAUUCUGCUGAUAUUAAAAUUCCUUCAUUGUUGGAGAAUUCAAGUUGGGAUUAUCCAGAAUUAACGUCUAAACGAAACCCAAAAUUAGAAAUACGCGCUUUAGAACAACAAAUAAUAAUGAAUUACGAUCCGAUUAACAUAAGAGACCUCCUGGUUAAAAUAACGAUGAAAAAUUCAAAUCGACCGGUUUGGAAAUUAAAUCCAAAAUGGGAGUUACCAAUUCCUCUACAAAGUGUCAUCGUCAGUUUACAAAGGGGAUUUCUACAAGAUUACGCUUUUAUACUUUUGGCAAAAUCAAGAGAACUAAUAAUCGCAAAAGAUUGGUCAACAUCUCUUCUGUUAUUAAAAGCUUUAGAAUCGGAAAUAAAAGAUUGCAAUUCGGAUACAUCUCAAAUGAAUAAACUCGCCAAGUUAUUAACCUGGGAAAUUUUAUUAGUGGAAGUAACGCAAUUAUUAGAAGAAUGUCCAGCACCACAAAUUGAUAAACAAGCUUUAGCGACCGCUUGUAAAAAUUGUUUGGAAACAAACGAUUCGAUUUUACCCCGAACAGAGGUCAUAGAACAAUGCGUUCUUUGCCUAUUAAAUUUAGGUUAUUGGGACUUUUUAUACGCACUUGAUAAACGCGUCAGUUACUUUGAAUUUGCCAAAGCGAUUAUUUCGGCUUGUCAAGAAUUAAAUAAAUUUAAGGGGGAGAAAGAGAAACGAUUUCCUAAAGAUUUAUGGGAUCUUACAUUACCAGCUUUUAUUUCAUCAUCUUCUUCAUCUCAAACGAAACGUUCAGCGUCCGGUUCUUCGGUUGUCGUACAUCGAGAUUCGCCUAUAAAUAAUACAAAAAAUAUUAUUUUAUCGUUUUUUACGAGAUUAAGAGAUGGAACUGCUUUGAGAGUUGUAAUUUCUUUGUUGGCGAAGCUUCAUAAUAUUUUGAGAGAUGAAGCCCCUUUGGAGUUAAAUACGGAGUAUAUUAAUUUUUGGCCAAGCGUUGUAAGCAAUCCCUUACAAUACAGUAGUGAAACUGUAACGGAAGUUUUAUCUCAAAUUGUUGAACAAGCUUUAAAAUUUUACCCCCAUAAUCUAUCUUGGUUAAGAUUAAUGGGUGAUAUAAAUUUUGCAACGGAAAAAUACGAACACGCUUUAAAUUAUUAUUUAAAAUCAUUAAUAACGGCAUACGAAUACUUCAUAAUUCCAAUUCGUUCGGACGAUUUUCUAUUUCGUCGCAUGAUAAAAAGUAGCGCCUCUUUGGGUUGUUACACGCAAGCGGCUGUUUUAUGCCAGUUUUUAGAAAAUCCAGAUUAUUUGUCGGCGUUUCAUUAUUUAUCCGAACAAAAAUCGUGUAAUGAUGCAGUGGAUGCGUAUUACAAUUAUUUUUGGGAUACAAAUAUAUUAGAAUAUCUAAUACAUACACAUAACAAAAAAGGAGAGUUUCAAAGAAGGAAACGAGCCAUUGAAAGUAUUGGAUUAUUGGAAUUGAACUCGAAUAAUAAUGAAGAAAUUGUAAGAGAGGCGAGUAACUAUAGAAAAACCACGUUUUUAAGAGCUUUAUGUAAACAAUACGUACAUUAAAAUUUAUUUUUAUGGUUGAA